UGCUUUCCUCUUCUAAUGGUCCUACAAUGCUGACCGCCGGCUGGAGAACGGAGAAGGGAGAGGAUGCUUCAAAUUAGGCUGAGAAAGGAGUCGCCGGGGGACAGCGGAGGAGGUGCGGCGAAACCUCCAGCGCCGGCGGAGACGGUGACGGUGGCGUGCCCCGACCACCUCGUCAUCGCCAACCUCCCCGUCGCCAAGGGUAUCGGUGCCGUCACCGCCUCCGCCGUCGCUGCCACCCGCUCCGUCGGCCACCGCUCGCGCCGCCAUCUCGGCGAGAGGGUCCACUUCUGCGUCCGCUGCGACUUCCCCAUCGCUAUUUACGGCCGCCUCUUCCCUUGUGAGCAUGCCUUCUGUUUGACAUGUGCAAGGAGUGAUUCAAGCUGCUAUAUUUGUGAUGAGCGUAUCCAGAAGAUUCAAAGCAUCAAAAUGAUGGAAGGAAUCUUCACAUGUGCUGCUGCUCACUGUCUUAAGUCAUUCCUCAAGAGAACUGAAUUUGAAUCUCAUAUCCAUGAAAUCCAUGCUGACCUUCUUCAGCCCAAAGUAAACAAGGAAGGAGGCAAUGAGACUUCUGAAGCUUUCAACAUGGCAGGUGAGUCUUCUGCUGAUCCUCAGAAAGUAUCCUUGCUGCCGGAGUCUUCCUCUGCCAAUGCUCCACUGAGGCCAGACUUUUCACCAAAUUCAAGUUCCCAGCUUGAGGAUCAUGAAGAAAGAACUCGGCGCCACCCACCCCCAAGGCCACCACUGCAGCCAAACCCUGCCCCAUUUCACAGCUGGCAACAGCACCAGCCAAAUGACAUGCAGGCAGAAAACAAUCACCCUCAGAGCUCUGAUAGGCUCUCCAACUGGUACCAUCACCCUGAGAACUUUGGGAGCCAGACUGUUGGUCCUCAAUACCAGCGAGGUUCUGACCAGUUUCCUCCAGACAAACAAGCAGUAGUACCCCUUGAAACAUCACUCUCCAAUCACCCACCUCUGCCUCAGCACCUGGCAAAUUAUCCAAUGCCCAUGAAUGCCAACCAAGCCCCAGGGCAAAGACAGUCAAUUAGCUAUCCUUCGCUUCCAACAGAGAUAGCUCAGCCAUACUACAAUGCUCCUUAUGAGGUGCAGCGGCUGGAGAGUGGAUCAGAACAAGGGUCAGUCUUAGGGGUUCUACCAGUCCCGACAGGGACAAUAAGCUUUCCAGACAAUUGUCCUCCCCCGUGGAGCAUGGGUCUUACAGGUAUGCCUUUUCAACAUCUGCCAGUCAAUAAGGGAGUACCUGAAGGCUUUACAAACCCUACAGAUCCUCAGGGAGGAGUCCCAUUAUACCAACCCGGUGAUUUUGGUCCAUUGCUAGGUUUGCCACUGUACCCACCUCUUCCCAGUAAAGAAGCGCAGCUGCAAGGAGGUUAUGCUGAUCACAGUGAUGGAAAGGGAGUUUCGGUGCCACUGCACGCAAUGUCUCUUCCGCCACCACCCCCACUGGGCCCACAUCCAUCACAACAACCUGCUAAUAGACCCAAGUUCUCCAGUCCUAAUGAUUCUAGCCGAGAUGGUCGAGGCUAUAAAUAGCAGAACAAUAAACGUGGAUUUGGAAAUGGCCAAGGCUUGUGUGUGCUGUCAUCUAAUACAUGUUGUCCUUGAGGACUUCCAUUUUGCUCACAUGUUAGCACUUUAUUUAUGCUCGGUUAAGUGCUCUGGUCUAUAUUUUGUCUCU
This is a messenger RNA of Elaeis guineensis (African oil palm), 1696 nucleotides long. NCBI's taxonomy places the organism in Eukaryota, Viridiplantae, Streptophyta, Magnoliopsida, Arecales, Arecaceae. The record is from RefSeq and is a predicted model, not a curated record.